Molecule: messenger RNA, 1521 nt
Organism: Neospora caninum
Lineage: Eukaryota; Apicomplexa; Conoidasida; Eucoccidiorida; Sarcocystidae
Exons: 4
Coding region: 1-1521 (506 amino acids)
Source: RefSeq, a predicted model, not a curated record
AUGAAGCUUCAGACGAUUGUGCUGCAUGAUCCCGAGCAGGAACGCGAGGUGACGUCUUCACUUUUGCUGCAAUCGCAUCGUCCUCCCACGGGCAAUGAAUGUGAGGCUUUUCAAAUCGCAGACGAUGCUCUCGCCGAAAAGUCAGCCCGACCUCGCGGUGGGCCAAACGACUAUCACCAAGAUGAAGGGAGUUACUUCACGAAGGACUACGUGCAACCGUUUCGAGUCGAGCAGGUGGAAUCAAAGGAAAAAAGCCCCUCUAGCUCAGGAAUGUGCAGGACAUCUGCAGGGAGUAUUUGGGGUGUUACUCAGGAUAAUAGUGGAGUAGUAUUGGAGAACGUGCUACGUUUGGGGACGGUAAACGUUGCUCAGAAGCCUCGGGAUGAAUCUAAAGUGACAGAGGUAGACGCAUUCGAAACCGAAAAAGAAGCGAAGUUCACCUCCAGCGCCUCGAAUCAUGUGGGUGCUGAUAGGACCGAAAGACACGAGCCACCCUCAGCGAAUGUGGCAGAGAAUCCGCGAGAAAAGUUCCGUGGCUAUUGGCAAUGUGCACUUAACAAGUUCGGGCUCACGAACGAGGGCAUGCUGCUAAAACAAGACGCGUGCAAACAGGGUUUCUCGAAUGCUGAUGCGCAAGAAGUGAUAAAUCUCGUGAUGCAGCACACGGUGGAUGCAUUACUCAAGAAAGAAAGUUCUUCAUCGCAUUCUCCUUCUGCUUCAUUGCAUAGGGUUGAACAGUCGGGUACGAGAGAAAAACAGGGCAACCUUCCUGGAGCAGGCGUUGUCGAUACGUGGACGCGAUGUUCUGUGUCCACAUGCCAGCCCAAGUCCUGCCUUUCGAUUUCGUCUGCUCUCCCACUUCUUCUCGUGAACAGUGAAGCUGAUACAGACUUACUCGGAAUCGCAAAAAGGAACGUAGAAGCUAGGGUUCGUGAUGGGUAUCGGCAGCUGGCAAAUAUUCAACUGGUCAAAUCUGAUGCAACAACCUUACAACCGCAUCGAACGAAGGGAACGGAACAAAAUGCCAUGUGCGUGUCAUGGAAGGACGAAAUCUGUGGACAUGACCGUGAAAAGACUCUGUUACGGCGGAUUCCGGGAUCCCACCUAGAAUCGGUCCCUCUCUUCGGUCAUGUUUUGGAACUCGGCGCUGGCAUUGGCCGUCUAACGCGGCUGCUGCAGGAAUUCGCGACACAGGUGGUGGCAGUCGAUUUUGUUGACGAGUACGUCAGAGCCAACCGCGACGCUAACGGCAGAUCUCAUUGCCGAAGUGGAGGUUUUGUCUUCUUGCGCGAGAGCUGCGGGGAGCCAUCGGAUAAAGGAAAGCAGAGUCGCAAUUGGGCACUAGGGGGAAAUCCGACGGUCUACAGACGCGCAGAAACCUAUACGCAGUGGAUCCACGAUGUCGCGGAGGAAACAGGAACUGUGGUGCAACUGUUGCUCUCCGCCCAUCCGGUUAGGCUUUAUCAGCAGGCCAACCAUACUGACAGUCAGUGCUGCUGGUUCCUGCGUAUAAAAAGUUGA